Tarenaya hassleriana is the source of this 1724-nucleotide messenger RNA. RefSeq names its product phosphatidylinositol 4-kinase gamma 4-like. The transcript is spliced from 2 exons. The record is from RefSeq and is a predicted model, not a curated record. The coding region runs from base 6 to 1598 and encodes 530 amino acids. NCBI's taxonomy places the organism in Eukaryota, Viridiplantae, Streptophyta, Magnoliopsida, Brassicales, Cleomaceae.
GAGAGAUGCUGAAACUUGCUCGACUCUAUUCCCUGGUUUUCCUGGCCGACAUCGACUUAGGUUUUCUUGAAUUUCCGGGUGAAUGGAUGCUCACUUACGUGUCCUCUGAUGAACAGGAAACUCCGACACGAGUCCUGGAAUCGUGCUUUAUAGAAUCCCUAAAGUUGAAGAUUCCGGAAUCGGCACGAGACGAUUUCCUAAUUCAGACAUACGAUGUAGACGACGGAAAUGCCACGCGUUUCGCUCUCAGAUUCGCCGAUCUUCUGCACAUCGAUGUCCGGACCAAGACCGGUAAAGAUUUCAGAUUCGAUAUCGAACAAGAAAGGGACGCUUCGGUCGUAAAGAAACAGAGACCUACAUUUGACGAUCUUGAAGACAUACAAGUUCUCGACGAGGAGAGGAUCGAUGAUCCACGAAAGCGUAGUAUCGGAGAAGCCUGUGUCCAUCACAGUGCUGUGUUACACUUGUUGAUCAAGAAACAGGUGAGUAUACAUUCCGAAGCUGUGAACAGUGUACUUGAAUGGUCUGCUGUUGCUCCAAACGCUGUUUGUAACGUAAGGUUGGAGCCAAUUAUCUUUCGACCCACUUUUGGAUUAGCUUUAGAGAUUGAGGAUAUGAUAAUGUCGACACGUGACGGAUUGACGAGCAGAAACCGCCCAACGAGGGCUGAAAACUGUUCAGCUGGUGUCUAUUUCAUGCCAGAUUCGUCUGGUGAGAGAUUUGUGUCUGUUUUCAAACCAACCGAUGAAGAAUCGUGCGCUCCGAACAACCCUUUUGAGAAAAUUGCAAUGCCUUCUGGAAGCGGAAUUCCGCCUGAAGCAGGAGCGAUGAGGGAAGUCGCAGCUUACCUAUUGGAUCAUCCGAGAAGCGGCCAUCGCUCUGUUUGUUCCGACUUGAUUGGAUUCGCUGGAGUUCCUCCAACUGCUAUGGUCGAAUGCUUCCACGAUGGGUUCAAUUCCGAUGGAGCCAUGGUGUGGAAAAGAGGGUCGUUGCAGAUGUUCAUCGAGAAUGCUUGCGGAAGUCACGAGAUGAAUUCUUCUUCCCUCUCGACCGAUGAGGUUCACAGGAUUUCGUUGCUUGACAUAAGAUUUGCAAACUUAGAUAGACAUGAGGGUAACAUGCUAGCGAGGCAAAAGAUGAACGGUGAGGUCCAUCUCAUUCCAAUCGAUCACGAGGUUUGCUUCACCGAUUCUGCGUCCGAAGAAUGCCUUUUCGAUUGGACAUACUGGCCGCAAGCUAAGGAGCCAUACGCAUCAGAGAUUGAGGAGUACGUGAAAAAUCUGGACGCCGACCAAGAUAUCGAUUACCUCAAGUCUUACGGAUGGGAUAUGGGACAGGAAUUCGCGAAGACGUUCAGGAUCUGCACAAUGCUUCUGAAGAAAGGAGUGGAAAAGGGGCUCACGGCUUUCGAAAUCGGAAACUUGAUGAUGAAUCCUGACCCAUCCUCUGAAGAGGAUUCUCUGGCUGAGAUGGUUCUUGAAGCUGAAUGUCUUACCCAACAGGAAGAGGCCGAAGAUGAGUUCUUCCAGAAUCUUUCUUUCCUCAUGGAUUUUCAUCUUUCUCAAAUAGCGGCGCGUAAACUCCUUGGACGAGGCUGACUGGAAGUUGUCUUUGUGUUUUUGAACUUGUUGGCUUUUAGUUUUGGUUGUGUAAAGAUUUGAAUCAGGUCCUUAAAAGAGCCGCAGUUCUCAAUGUGUGUUUGUUCAUUUUGAAGUGGAGAAUAU